AUGCAGUACGUGCUGUGCCGCUGGACCGAUGGGCUCUAUUACCUUGGGAAGAUCAAGAGGGUGAGUGGCUCCAAGCAGAGCUGCCUGGUCACGUUUGAGGACAACUCCAAGUAUUGGGUCCUCUGGAAGGACAUCCAGCAUGCUGGUGUCCCUGGGGAGGAGCCCAAGUGCAGCAUCUGCCUGGGGAAGACAUCAGGCCCCAGGAAUGAAAUCCUCAUCUGCGGGAAGUGCGGGCUGGGUUAUCACCAGCAGUGCCACAUCCCAGUGGCGAGUGGCAGUGAGGGCCCACUGGGGACCCCGUGGUUCUGCCGCCGCUGCAUAUUUGCCCUGGCUGUGCGGAAGGGAGGUGCCCUGAAGAAAGGAGCCAUUGCCAGGACACUGCAAGCUGUGAAGAUGGUGCUGUCCUACAACCCUGAGCUGCUGGAGUGGGACUCCCCACACAGGACCAACCAGCAGCAGUGCUACUGCUACUGUGGAGGCCCUGGAGAGUGGUACCUGAAGAUGCUGCAGUGCUACCGCUGCCGACAGUGGUUCCAUGAAGCCUGUACCCAGUGCCUCAGUGACCCCAUGAUGUUUGGAGACAGGUUCUAUGUGUUUUUCUGCUCUGUAUGCAACCAGGGACCUGAAUACAUCAAGCGCCUGCCCUUGAGAUGGGUGGAUGUUGUCCAUCUCGCCCUCUACAACCUGGGUGUACAGAGCAAGAAGAAGUACUUUGACUUUGAGGAGAUCUUGGCCUUCGUGAACCACCACUGGGACCCGCUGCAGCUUGGGAAGCUCACAGGUACCCCCAUCUCCGAGCGCGGCCCACACCUCCUCAACGCGCUCAACAGCUACAAAAGCAGGUUUCUGUGUGGGAAGGAGAUCAAGAAGAAGAAAUGCAUCUUCCGCCUGCGGAUCCGCGUUCCGCCGAACCCUCCCAGCAAGGUGCUGCCGGAGAAAGCCCCUGGUGAGGCUGAGAGCAGCUCCUGUGAGCUGAAGAAGAGGGGGAAAAAAUAUGUCCAUAAGGACAGCCUCCUGCCGCGGCAGCUCCAGCAGCAGAAGCGGAGAGCGGCACGGCGCAAGAGGGCCAAGUUCCUGCUGGAGGAUGCUAUUCCCAGUAGUGACUUCACCUCUGCCUGGAGCACCAACCACCACCUGGCCAGCAUCUUUGACUUCACGCUGGAUGAGAUCCAGAGCCUGAAAAGUGCCAGCUCAGGACAGACUUUCCUAUCGGACGUGGACUCCACGGAUGCUGCCAGCACCUCAGGCUCGGCCACCACCAGCCUCUCCUACGAGUCCAGGUGA
Acanthisitta chloris (rifleman) is the source of this 1284-nucleotide messenger RNA. RefSeq names its product PHD finger protein 19 (gene PHF19). Lineage: Eukaryota; Metazoa; Chordata; Aves; Passeriformes; Acanthisittidae. Gene Ontology annotation, molecular function: DNA binding; chromatin binding. The transcript is spliced from 13 exons. Bases 1 to 1284 code for a protein of 427 amino acids. Gene Ontology annotation, cellular component: nucleus. Gene Ontology annotation, biological process: chromatin organization; regulation of DNA-templated transcription. The record is from RefSeq and is a predicted model, not a curated record.